Messenger RNA from Cercospora beticola, 981 nucleotides. RefSeq lists its product as uncharacterized. The record is from RefSeq and is a predicted model, not a curated record. NCBI's taxonomy places the organism in Eukaryota, Fungi, Ascomycota, Dothideomycetes, Mycosphaerellales, Mycosphaerellaceae.
AUGCCACCAAAGAAGAAAAGCGGAGCGAGUAAUCAGAAAGAGGCCAGCGGCCACAAAGAUUCCGCAACCAAGCAGGAGAAAGAUCCCGAACAGCAAAACACUUUGUCCAAGAAACGCAAAGCUAACACAGAAUCUGAACAACCUGUAAAGGCCUCCCGACGCUCUGCUCGAGGCACGCCAAAACCAAAGCCAUCCCAUUCGCAAUUACUCAAUUACCUACUAUCCCACGAUGCCGAAGCCCAAUGCCGUCCACCAGACGAAACGGAAGACAUUGAAUCCAGAGGAAAAGACAUCAAAACCUACUCUUCAUCAGUCCUCAAUCCCUUCGAAGAGCUCACAUGUGCCAUGAUCCUCUCUCGACCUAUCUCCCAUCGUCUAGGCCUCCGAUCGAUUCGAACAAUCCUCAAUUCGCCAUACUCGUUCAAUAGUGCCUUGGCAAUCAAGAACGCUGGAGAAGAGAAAGUCACGCAGGCAUUCUAUGAUGCGAGAACACAGCAUAAAGAUAAAACGGCUGCGCAGUUGUAUGAGUUGGCGAAUACGGUGUUGGAGAAGUUCACCGCGGCAGAAGGGGACGAGCAAGGGACGCAGUUGGGAAGAGUGCUUAAGGAGCAUAAGGGUGAUGUUGAUGAGGCUGUGGAGGAGUUGAAGAAAGAGAUUAAGGGCUUUGGUGCGACUGGGAUUGAGAUUUUUCUUCGUCGGGUGCAAUGGCUCGAGGGGUGGGAUGCAAGGUAUCCGUAUGUGGAUUCGAAGACGCAGAAGGCUCUUGAAGAGCUUGGUUUGCCUUCUGACGCCAAUGAUCUCCGCGACGCUGUUGAGCAAGAAUGGAAGACGCUGAACACGAAGCAUUUGGCUGGCGAGGAUGAAGCUGGUCGGAAGCGCAGAGCGUUUGUGGUGAUUUUGGAGCGUGCAUCGACAACACUUCUGGAGAGCAAGGUAGACGAUGUUUCUGCGGCAGCAGCAGCAUUUGCUUCGGAGACUUGA